AUGGAAAGCCACCAAAGCUCUCGGGGCCGUCGUCUCUUUAAACUGCCAAAGGUUAUAUCUCCGCUUUUCACCUUUGGCCGCGGUAGGUUUCGUCUUCGCUGCGGCGGAGGGCGUGCGGAAGAGUGGGCGGCUGCGGCGGAGAGCGUGCGGACGGGUGGGUGGCUGCGGCGGAGGGCGUGCGGAAGAGUGGGCGGCUGCGGCGGAGGGCGUGCGGAAGAGUGGGCGGCUGCGGCGGAGAGCGUGCGGACGGGUGGGUGGCUGCGGCGGAGGGCGUGCGGAAGAGUGGGCGGCUGCGGCGGAGAGCGUGCGGACGGGUGGGUGGCUGCGACGGAGGGCGUGCGGACGGGUGGGUGGCUGCGACGGAGGGCGUGCGGACGGGUGGGUGGCUGCGACGGAGGGCGUGCGGACGGGUGGGUGGCUGCGACGGAGGGCGUGCGGACGGGUGGGUGGCUGCGGCGGAGGGCGUGCGGACGGGUGGGUGGCUGCGGCGGAGGGCGUGUGGACGAGUGCGUGACUGCGGCGGAGGGCGUGCGGAAGAGUGGGCGGCUGCGGCGGAGAGCGUGCGGACGGGUGGGCGGCUGCGGCGGAGGGCGUGUGGACGAGUGCGUGACUGCGGCGGAGGGCGUGCGGACGGGUGGGCGGCUGCGGUUCGAGGUUCGGUUGAAGCGCUUUGCGGAACAGAUGGGAAUGAGACAACAGCUCUCGAACAAGGAUGUUAAUAGUGAUAAGGAAUAA
Messenger RNA from Penaeus indicus, 735 nucleotides. Its product is annotated as circumsporozoite protein-like. The transcript has 2 exons. The record is from RefSeq and is a predicted model, not a curated record. Bases 1 to 735 code for a protein of 244 amino acids. NCBI's taxonomy places the organism in Eukaryota, Metazoa, Arthropoda, Malacostraca, Decapoda, Penaeidae.